Messenger RNA from Salpingoeca rosetta, 699 nucleotides. RefSeq lists its product as uncharacterized. Bases 1 to 699 code for a protein of 232 amino acids. The transcript is spliced from 4 exons. Lineage: Eukaryota; Choanoflagellata; Craspedida; Salpingoecidae. The record is from RefSeq and is a predicted model, not a curated record.
AUGGUCGGCAACGUCGUUCUGCACGUGCUGCGCUGCAUCUCCUUCUUCAGCGCAUACAGCACACCCUGCCACUGCACGUUGCAGCCACCACUUGAGGAAGCGUCGCACAUCCACCUCCACCACCUCCUCCUGCGUCAGCCACAUAGCAGCUGGAACUCAACAUCUGCGCGGUCCAACAUGAGUGCAAGCAGCAGGUUCAGCAUCAUGGAGAUGACACACAGGACGCGCAGCAGCCACCACCACCACUGUAGCCGCCGUCAAAGCCGUGACUGCCGCACCUCCUGCACCAUGUCCACAAUCAGCCAGCACGCCAAGCGCCAGCAUGGUCACCACCGACUUGUUGUCACCAACUCCCAGCAGCAACUGGGCCACGUCGUUGCCACUGACGAAGCUGCACGCGCCAAGUGGCACCACACGCGCCCCAGCGUCCUCAAGCUUGGCCAGCUCACCAGACAACUUCACCAGGUUGUUGAAGAAGGCCCUGAUGGCCUCACACACCUCGUCCACGAUGAACUGCUCUGUGUUGCAGUCAAGCUAGGGCACACUGGUGGAGGUGCAGAUGGCACGGAGUGCGGGCGCGUGGCUGGUUUUGCUGGCCGCAAGCGACAACAGAGACAGCGGCGUGGCUGUCCGUGCGUCCUCGACGGGUGGCAUAUCACGGUGGCAGGGAAUAUGCGCACAGGGCUCGCUGCAGCUUAG